AUGUGGGAUUGUGAAAUAGCUGAAUCUGUUGCCAAGUCAUCCGGAUCUAAAGAACGUAAAGAUGUCAAGGAUAAGGGAACUCGAGCCAAAAUAGCAGUCUCAUCACCCAAGACUGAAGAUGUGACUCUGUCAAUAGACCCUACAUCAAAUAAUCAGGAAGGGGGAACAGAAAAUACCAAGGCUGAUUCUCCUGAUACCGAAGUCUCCUCUGUUCAUGCUUCUACCUCAAAGAUCAAUCAGGGACCCUCGGCGGAUACGAAUAAUACCGAGGCUGCUUCGCCCAAUUCCGAAGGAUCCUCAGUCCAUGAUUCCACAUCAAAGAACGAUCAAGCUUCCUCAGCGGAUAUGAAUAAAACCAAUGCCGAAGUAUCAUCUGUCCAGGAUUCCAACUCAAGGAUCAAUCAUGGACCCUCAGUGGAUACGAAUCCACAACCCAACCAACGUGUCACCUCAAAUGAUGGAAGUGAAGAUCACAACCAUCAAACUAAUCAACAGCCGCAUACUCGAGAUGAAUCACCGCUCGCUUCACAGAGUGAGAUUCAGUCACCAAGAACAACAUGUGCUCAGAAAGUUUCUCAAGUCAACCAGACCGACAAUAUCAAGGAAUUGGCUCGUGGCACUCGCAAAUCCAAACGUGUGACCUCUCAAACUUCUGAUCGAGUAAGUACUUAG
Molecule: messenger RNA, 672 nt
Organism: Melampsora larici-populina 98AG31
Lineage: Eukaryota; Fungi; Basidiomycota; Pucciniomycetes; Pucciniales; Melampsoraceae
Exons: 3
Coding region: 1-672 (223 amino acids)
Source: RefSeq, a predicted model, not a curated record